AUGCCGUUGAAUGCCUCGGGCAAGCUGGAUCGACGCGCCAUCAGAGAUCUAGUGACGGCCAUCUCCCCGCCGGAUCGCCAGCCCUAUCUAUCAACGAGCGAGGAGGUCGGCGUCGAGCCGGCCACGCCCCUUCAGCGCGAGCUGCAGAACCUCUGGGCUACCGCAUUGCGCGUGCCUGUCUCGCAGAUCAAUCUCCACGACAACUUCUUCCAGAUUGGCGGCGACUCGGUGGUCGCGAUGCGCAUGGUGGCGAGCGCGGCGGGCCGCGAGCUCCAAGUCACUGUGGCGGAUCUCUUCCAACAGCCCCGACUGGUGGAUUUGGCAGAACGCUUGAGCACCCGAUUGCAGGCUGAGAGCACAGAGACUCGGGAGGAUGCUGAUCCUGAGCGGUUCUCCUUAUGGUUGGGUGUUGACCACGCUGACGAGGCGCAGGUGCAAGGGCAGCUGCAGGAGAUCGCGAAGCAAUGCGGGACAGCCGUGGAGAAGAUCCAAGACGUCUAUCCAUGUACGCCCCUGCAGCAAGGACUCAUGGCCAUUACAGGUCGACAGUCCUCGGCGUAUGUCAAUCGCCAGACCUUCACGCUUGACCCGGGUCUAGAUCUCGAUCGCUUCCAGGACGCCUGGCGGACGCUGGUAGCCGUGAUGCCUAUCCUCCGGACACGCAUUGUCGUCGGCAGCGAGUCUGCCACGGCCCUGCACCAGGUCGUCCUUGACGAAGAGAUUGUCUGGCACCAUAGCAGCAGUCUCGAAGACUAUCUGCGCGCCGACCAGCAGGAGGAAAUGGGACUGGGAACGCCGCUUGCGCGAUACGGGUUGGUGAACGACCAGGAGUCCGGCGGGCGGUUCUUUGUGUGGACAGCCCACCACAGCUUGUACGAUGGAUGGAGCACCCUUCUGCUGUAUCGACAUCUUGCGACUAUCUUCCAGACCAGCGAUGUGCCCUCCUCGGUGCCGUUCACUCGAUUUCUCCGGUUUCUUCGCGACCAGGAGGAGGAAGAGGAGAAUGAUAAUGGUAGAGCACAGGAUCGGGCGGCGUACUGGACACAUCAGCUCCAAGGAGACGUGAUGAGCAACUGGCCUCCCCUGCCUCAUGUCGACUAUCGGCCUCGUCCGGGGUUGGAACGGACACGACAAGUCUCGCUGCCUGCCCACGGGUCCGGCGGCGACACGGUGACUGCAUCCAACGUGCUGCGGGCUGCCUGGGCGCUGCUGAUGGCCCAAUACUCGGGCCACGACGAUGUCAUCUUCGCCGCCACUGUAUCGGGUCGGAAUGCGCCGGUGCAAGGGAUUGAGAGCAUUGUGGCGCCUACAAUUACUACCGUACCUGUGCGUGUGCACAUUGACUGGACGCAAGAGGUGACCUCGUUUCUCGCCGCGGUGCAAGAGCAGGCCGCGCAAAUGAUCGACUACGAGCAUACGGGGCUCCAGACAAUCAAGGCCCUCAUCCCGCCAGAGUCUGUCCCGGCACUCGACCUGCGAAAUGUGCUGGUGGUGCAGACCGCCGACGAGGCCGAUGCCCUGCUCCAAUUCCCCGGCGUCCGGCCGUUGACAACCAGCGGGGCGGGCACGGAAUUCGAUAGCCAUGCCCUGACUGUGGACUGCACGCUGAGUCCCACCGACCUACGUGUCGCCAUUCGGUACGAUGAACACAUCGUGCCCACACCCCAGGUGGACCGGAUCCUCGCGCAUCUCAUCCACCUCGUCCAGCAGUUAUAUAACCCUGCCUGCGUCCGAUCCCGCCGUCUGGGCGAACUGAAUCUGAUCAGCCCAGCGGACCAACAGCUGAUCAUUGAGCACAAUGCACAAGUCGACAUCUCUCGUGUUGAUGGGACCAUUCACGAGCUAUUCCGCAAUCAGGUGCACGCACGCGCUAACGCCCCAGCCGUGUGUGCCUGGGAUGGGGACCUGACAUAUCAAGAAUUGUUCGACGAGGCGGUUCGCCUGGCGCACUUCCUGGUCAGCAUCGGCGUCGGUCCCGAGAUGAAGGUCGGUUUGUGCAUGGAUAAGUCGAGAUGGGCAAUUGUGGCAAUGUUAGGCACACUGUUCGCGGGGGGCGUGAUCGUGCCUCUCGGGGUGACGCAUCCUCUCUCGCGAAUUGGAGUCAUUGUCCACGACACCGCGGCCGAUGUGAUCCUCGUGGACGAAGAGCAGCACGCGCGACUCAGCCCCAUGGCCCUCCCUAUUCGCUUGAUCGUCGUCGACGCCAGCCUUCGCACGGCCCUGCCGGUGCAGACCAGCGCUCCCUCGACCACCGUGUCGCCCGACAACGCCGCCUGGAUCAUCUACACCUCGGGCAGUACAGGGACGCCGAAAGGCGUGGUCUUGGAGCACGGUGGCCUGUGUACGAGCAUGCAGACGCAGGCCCGCAAGAUGAAGAUCACCAGCGAGACGCGCGCACUGCAGUUCUCGCCGUUUACCUUCGACGUCAGUAUCUCGGAUGUGUCGGCCACACUCAUCUACGGUGGCUGCGUGUGUAUCCCGUCCGAGAGUGACCGGCUCAAUGCCCUCGCCGCCACCAUCUGCAGGAUGCAGGUCAAUUUCGCCAGUCUGACCCCUACCGUGGCCCGAUUGCUGUCUCCCGCGGACGCCCCGUCGCUCCGCACGCUGGCCUUGACCGGCGAAGCCCUAACACCGGAAGUCAUCGCGCUCUGGAAUCAGCCCGGCGUCGCCAUCUACAACACCUACGGCCCGUCCGAGGGCUCGGUCUGCACUGCAAAUGGACCGCUGUCGCGCCCUGAGGAGGCACUCGCAAUUGGCACCCCCAUGGCCACGCGUCACUGGGUGGUCCAUCCGCACAGUCAUCACCAGUUGUGUCCCAUCGGUGCCCCGGGAGAAUUGCUGAUCGAGGGCCCGCUGAUGGCCCGAGAGUAUCUCAAUAACCCUCAGAAGACGGCCGCAGCCUUUGUGGUCCCGCCGGCUUUCUUGUCUUUGCCUUCGGGCUAUCGCAUCUAUCGCACCGGCGAUCUAGUCUGCCAGCACGCGGAUGGAUCCUUCACCUACCUCGGACGACGAGACACGCAGGUCAAGAUCCGGGGCCAACGCGUGGAAAUUGGCGAGAUCGAACACCAGAUCAUGCAGCAGUUGGCCGACGCGCAGACCUCCGUGGUGCAUCUGCUC
Aspergillus japonicus CBS 114.51 is the source of this 3117-nucleotide messenger RNA. RefSeq names its product amino acid adenylation. Gene Ontology annotation, molecular function: catalytic activity; phosphopantetheine binding. Gene Ontology annotation, cellular component: cytoplasm. The annotation marks the transcript as partial. Gene Ontology annotation, biological process: secondary metabolite biosynthetic process; amino acid activation for nonribosomal peptide biosynthetic process. The record is from RefSeq and is a predicted model, not a curated record. The transcript has a single exon. Lineage: Eukaryota; Fungi; Ascomycota; Eurotiomycetes; Eurotiales; Aspergillaceae.